This is a messenger RNA of Nezara viridula (southern green stink bug), 804 nucleotides long. NCBI's taxonomy places the organism in Eukaryota, Metazoa, Arthropoda, Insecta, Hemiptera, Pentatomidae. The record is from the annotation of a GenBank genome assembly.
GUCUUAAAUAUAUUGUUAUUUAUUUUUUUUUAGGUGUCCAUUUGUGAUUUGGAUGAAGAAAAUGGAGAAUUGCUUGCACAGCAGUGCAACUUAAUGUAUGGCCACAACCGGGCUUUAUUUUGCUUAUGUGACGUAACAGAUUAUCCACAAUUUGAAGCUGCUUUCCAAACUACUGUAUCUGUGUUUGGUGGCUUAGACAUAGUCGUCAACAAUGCAGGAAUUUUCAAUGACAGAUUUUGGGAGCUGGAAGUUGAUGUAAAUCUCAACGGUGUGAUUCGAGGAACACUGCUUGCACUCUCCUUUAUGGGCAGGGAUCGUGGAGGAAGAGGAGGUACAGUGGUAAUAACUGGCUCAACUCUGGGACUGAGGCCUUGUGCUUGUGUGCCGAUAUACACUGCCACCAAACAUGCCAUCAUUGGUUUUACAAGAUCCUUUGGGGACCCAUUUCAUAUGAAUUUGUCUGGUGUUCGGAUCAUUGCUCUUUGUCCUCAAUCGACAUGCACUGAAACCAAUGCAGAAGAUAUGAAGAAAGGAAUUCUCUCACCUGCCUAUGAACCAGUGUGGAGGAGAGAAUAUGAAAACAGGCCUUUCCAGCCGGUUCAAAAUGUUGGAAGGGCAUUGAUACAUGUUCUCGUGAAAGGGACCAGUGGAUCAAUAUGGACUGUAGAUAAUCAGAAUCCACCAAGAGAAGUCAAAUUUACUUCUUCUCCGUAAGCUUUUUCCAAUAAAAUCCCUAUUUUCAAUACACUUCAUCAUUUAGUUACGCUAAAUGUCAUAAUUUGUUUUGUAAUUUUUUAAUUUUAU